This is a messenger RNA of Solanum pennellii, 1351 nucleotides long. RefSeq names its product glutelin type-D 1. NCBI's taxonomy places the organism in Eukaryota, Viridiplantae, Streptophyta, Magnoliopsida, Solanales, Solanaceae. The transcript is spliced from 3 exons. The coding region runs from base 105 to 1175 and encodes 356 amino acids. The record is from RefSeq and is a predicted model, not a curated record. Gene Ontology annotation, molecular function: nutrient reservoir activity.
ACCAAACUUCCAUUGAGCUUACAAUCAUCUGCUUCUCUUCUCUGUUUCUGCUUGAACUAAUUACGAAUCGAUUCUCUAGUUGUUCUUGAUUGAUUAAGAGAGAUAUGGAUGUUGAUCUAACCCCAAAGUUGGCUAAGCAAAUUUAUGGAGGAGAUGGUGGUUCUUAUCAUGCAUGGUGCCCUAGUGAGCUUCCCAUGUUGAAGGAAGGAAAUAUUGGCGCUGCCAAAAUUGCUCUGUCAAAGAAUGGAUUUGCUUUGCCUCGUUACUCUGAUUCUGCUAAGGUCGCUUAUGUUCUUCAAGGCUGUGGAGUUGCUGGAAUUGUUCUUCCUGAGAAAGAAGAGAAGGUGAUAGCCAUUAAGAAGGGUGAUGCUAUUGCUCUUCCUUUUGGUGUUGUAACAUGGUGGUACAACAAAGAGGAUACGGAACUUGUGCUUCUCUUCCUUGGUGAUACCAAAACUGCACACAAGGCUGGUUCCUUCACUGACAUGUACUUGACAGGCUCCAACGGGAUUUUCACUGGUUUCUCAACUGAGUUUGUUAGCAGGGCAUGGGAUGUUGAAGAGAGUGUUGCUAAGACUCUAGUUAGCUCCCAGACUGCUAAGGGGAUUGUGAAGCUGGAUGCAGGGUUCCAAAUGCCUGAGCCUAAGCAUUCCAACAGGGAUGGCAUGGUUGUCAACUGUGAGGAAGCCCCAUUGGAUGUGGAUAUCAAGGGUGGUGGAAAGGUGGUUGUUUUGAAUACCAAGAACUUGCCAUUGGUUGGUGAAGUUGGACUUGGUGCUGAUCUUGUUAGGUUGGAUGGAAGUGCUAUGUGCUCUCCCGGUUUUUCAUGUGACUCAGCCCUUCAGGUUACUUACAUUGUGAGAGGCAGUGGUCGAGUUGAGGUUGUUGGCCCUGAUGGUAAGCGUGUUCUGGAAGCACACCUCAAAGCCGGUAAUCUGUUCAUUGUUCCAAGGUUCUGUGUUGUCUCAAAAAUUGGUGAUCCUGAUGGGAUGGAUUGGUUCUCCAUCAUCACUACCCCAAAUCCAAUAUUCACUCACUUGGCUGGAAAGACUUCAACCUGGAAGGCUCUAUCCCCACAAGUGCUGCAGGCUGCUUUUAAGGUCUCACCUGAUGUGGAGAAGCUAUUCAGCUCCAAGAGAAGUGCAGAAGAGAUUUUCUUCCCGCCACCAAACUGAGUUGCUCUGGGAAUUAAUUGUGGCUCUCUUAGAUUUACUUAUCUUGUCUCCAACUAUCUUUAUCUUUACAUAAUUUAGUUGCUCUUUUAUUUGGUUAUAAAAUUUGACUUCCCUUGUACUUUUCCAACUUUUAUAUAAUUUUGAAAUAUCUAUUGAUCUACUCUAUUGUUAUGGCA